AAGUGCUCGCUGCCCGUUCUCGGACCGAGUGAAGCGCCGGCGCGGCCGCCUGCCCGCGUCCUCCUUCCCGCGGCCCUCGGGAGACCGCGCUCGGCCGCAGCGGAGCCGCGAGUUACAGAAUGUCUGAAGGGGACAGUGUUGGCGAGUCCGUCCACGGGAAGCCUUCUGUGGUAUACAGAUUUUUCACAAGACUCGGACAGAUCUAUCAGUCCUGGCUAGACAAGUCCACACCGUACACAGCCGUGCGAUGGGUGGUGACACUGGGCCUGAGCUUCGUCUACAUGAUUCGAGUUUACCUGUUGCAGGGCUGGUACAUCGUCACCUACGCCUUGGGGAUCUAUCACCUAAAUCUCUUCAUAGCUUUCCUUUCUCCAAAAGUGGAUCCUUCCUUAAUGGAAGAUUCAGAUGACGGCCCCUCGUUACCAACCAAACAGAAUGAGGAGUUCCGGCCCUUCAUUCGCAGGCUCCCAGAGUUUAAAUUUUGGCACGCAGCGACCAAGGGUAUUCUUGUGGCCAUGGUCUGUACCUUCUUUGAGGCGUUCAAUGUCCCAGUGUUCUGGCCCAUCUUGGUGAUGUACUUCAUCAUGCUUUUCUGUAUCACGAUGAAGAGGCAAAUAAAGCACAUGAUCAAGUACCGGUACAUCCCGUUCACACACGGCAAGAGGACGUACAAGGGGAAGGAGGACGCGGGCAAGACCUUCUCGAGUUAGAUGCUGGGCUGGACCCGCCACGCGGAGUCCGAGGACGGUUUUGAGCCAUUGUAACAAUGCCUUCUUCACAUAAAGUAGUUGGUUACGAGGGAGUCCAAUUUUCUUUUUAAAAAGGAGCUUCAGUGAUUUGUAAUGGAGAUAUCAGGUUCUUGAAGAAACUGGCAUUUAAACCGAAUUGCAUUGAUUUAUUUUUCAGUGACGUUCACGUGUUCAAACGGAUGGAAUUCUAGUAAACCGCAGGCCGGGCAGACGUGGGCGGGGGCUUGGGGUGGGCGGGCAGGCAUGGAGUGCACCGUGGAGCGAGCCCAGAACCGGGUUGCACCCCAGUUGCCGCCUUCCCGAGGACGCUGGUGGUCUCGCCCCUGCCUGAGGACGAUGCUGGCCUGCUGCCUGUGCUUGAAGGAGCUCAGCACCUGAGGGCGGUUCCGGUGACUGGGUUCGAAUGCCAGUUUCCCCAUUUCAUCUCACCAGAGAUGUCUCAAGUUGGCCUCUAUCAUAAUGACUCAAAACUCUGUUCUUAACUACCAUGAUUGCUUUUGAGGGCCUGGAAUUAUAAAUAUAUAUAUUAUAUUUUGAUUGUUUGA
Messenger RNA from Diceros bicornis minor, 1294 nucleotides. RefSeq names its product retention in endoplasmic reticulum sorting receptor 1 (gene RER1). Gene Ontology annotation, cellular component: Golgi membrane. Lineage: Eukaryota; Metazoa; Chordata; Mammalia; Perissodactyla; Rhinocerotidae. The coding region runs from base 120 to 710 and encodes 196 amino acids. The transcript has 7 exons. The record is from RefSeq and is a predicted model, not a curated record. Gene Ontology annotation, biological process: retrograde vesicle-mediated transport, Golgi to endoplasmic reticulum; protein retention in ER lumen.